Molecule: messenger RNA, 1772 nt
Organism: Xiphophorus hellerii (green swordtail)
Lineage: Eukaryota; Metazoa; Chordata; Actinopteri; Cyprinodontiformes; Poeciliidae
Product: serine/threonine-protein phosphatase 2A catalytic subunit beta isoform-like
Exons: 8
Coding region: 251-1180 (309 amino acids)
Molecular function (GO): protein serine/threonine phosphatase activity
Source: RefSeq, a predicted model, not a curated record
UUUAAAUUAUUAUUAAACUAAGACACUCCUUUGAUCCACGCUGGGCGCGGUGACAUCAUUAAAAAAAAAAAAUACGCGUUGAUCUGCAGUGUCGCUUUCCGAUCAAGCUGCAAGGAACGGGGGAACCACUCCCAUCCCAGUCCUCCUCCAUCACCACCACCACCUGCUGGGAGACGCAGAGCAGUCACAACUUACCUACCUACCGGGUUUCCUGCGGGCUUAAAGCUGGUCGGCUUGCAGGCUGACAAGCAUGGAUGACAAAUCCUUCACCAAGGAGGUGGACGGCUGGAUCGAACAGCUGAAUGAAUGCAAACAGCUAACAGAGAACCAGGUUAAACUCCUGUGUGAGAAGGCCAAAGAAAUUCUUACAAAGGAGUCCAAUGUACAGGAGGUGAGAUGUCCGGUGACCGUCUGUGGAGAUGUCCACGGGCAGUUUCACGACCUCAUGGAGCUGUUCAAGAUUGGAGGGAAGUCUCCAGACACCAACUACCUCUUCAUGGGAGACUAUGUUGACAGAGGCUACUACUCUGUGGAGACAGUAACACUGCUGGUUUCUUUAAAGGUACGAUUUCCUGAAAGAAUCACAAUUCUCAGAGGGAACCAUGAGAGUAGACAGAUCACGCAAGUGUAUGGUUUCUAUGACGAGUGCCUGAGGAAGUAUGGAAACGCUAAUGUCUGGAAGUACUUCACAGACCUUUUUGACUAUCUGCCCCUCACCGCACUAGUAGAUAACCAGAUUUUCUGCCUUCAUGGAGGAUUGUCCCCCUCUAUAGACACACUGGAGCACAUCAGAGCGCUGGAUCGGUUACAGGAGGUUCCUCAUGAGGGUCCUAUGUGUGACCUGUUAUGGUCUGACCCAGAUGACCGUGGUGGCUGGGGAAUCUCACCUCGUGGUGCCGGCUAUACAUUUGGCCAGGAUAUAUCUGAGACUUUCAACCAUGCAAACGGCUUAACUUUAGUUUCAAGAGCCCACCAGCUGGUGAUGGAGGGUUUUAAUUGGUGCCACGACCGCAACGUAGUGACAAUUUUCAGUGCACCAAAUUACUGUUAUCGUUGUGGGAACCAGGCAGCAAUCAUGGAGCUCGAUGAUACCCUGAAGUACUCCUUCCUCCAGUUUGACCCUGCGCCUCGCAGAGGAGAGCCCCAUGUGACGAGGCGCACACCGGACUACUUCCUGUAAACAACACGAUGAGAGGUUGCACAGAGGCUGAAGAAAAGGAGGCCGUGGUGGUACACAGGCUUUGGGCCAUGAUAUUGACUUUCACACACGUUUUCUUAAUUUUUACCUGUCUGUGCAUGAAUUAAGUGCUUGGAAUGAUUGCCACUCUUUACUGUACUGUUACACUACCUGCUGGUAUGUCAGGAAAUAAAAAAUAUUACUGAUGACGAGUUAGACUGUUUGACCAAAUAAGGUCUUUAAACUGCAUCCUGUAUUUGGCAUGACCUCAUAUCCAAGUGAAAGCAUUAUAGGUAUUAUUUUGUAGCCAAAGUACAACAGCAUAUUCUGGAAGUAGAAUAAUAAGGCUAAAAGCCAGAAUUGUGUAUGAUCUAUUAACACUUUUGUAUUUGCUUCCUUUUUUUCUUUUUGCUGCAUUGCAUUGGAAGAAUGUUCUUUUUAUACUGUUUUAAGUAGUUCUGCUUCUGUUAUCACAAUGUAUUUAUUUAAACCUGCAUUACUGCUGCAAACGAUCUUACUUGUGUAGUAUAACUUAAUGUUUUUCAGCCAGAACUAUCUAAAAUAAAGAGUUUGGCAUUCCCUCUCUCCCUCAACA